This is a messenger RNA of Cadophora gregata, 1603 nucleotides long. RefSeq names its product formate dehydrogenase (NAD+), variant 2 (gene FDH1). The transcript is spliced from 5 exons. NCBI's taxonomy places the organism in Eukaryota, Fungi, Ascomycota, Leotiomycetes, Helotiales, Ploettnerulaceae. The record is from RefSeq and is a predicted model, not a curated record. Gene Ontology annotation, molecular function: oxidoreductase activity, acting on the CH-OH group of donors, NAD or NADP as acceptor; formate dehydrogenase (NAD+) activity; NAD binding. Gene Ontology annotation, cellular component: cytosol. The coding region runs from base 210 to 1478 and encodes 422 amino acids.
CCAUUCCAUACUGCUUCUACCCCUCCAACCCCUCCUCAUCUUGAAACUUCCCAAAACUCUCACCCUGCUCAGUCGAGACAAGCUACCCCGCAUUCCACUCUCCGUAUUAUCCCCGAGCCUGGAACAAAAUCCUAAGCUUCCGCUCUCGAUUUCUCAAUUUAUAAACACAAUCAACAUCACCACCAAAAGCAUAAUUCAAAUCAGACAAAAUGGUAUUACUCACUCGUUCAAUCUGCCGUCUCGCGCGUCCUGCCUUCACAUCCUCCCUCCACACAGCCGCAAGACCGUUAGCAACCUCUCAUGUGCUGUCGCGGGGAGCUCUGGCAUUACGGCACAACAAUCUUGGAAGUAUUAGAACGCUGACGGGGAAACGUGAAAAGGUCAAGGUACUACUUGUAUUGUACGACGGCAAGAAGCACGCCCAGGAAGUCCCAGAACUCCUAGGCACAACAGAGAAUGAGCUCGGUAUCCGCAAGUGGCUCGAGGACCAAGGACACACUCUCGUCACUACUUCAGACAAGGAGGGCGAGAACUCCAAGUUCGACCAAGAGCUCGUAGACGCCGAGAUCAUCAUCACCACACCAUUCCACCCUGGCUACCUCACUGCUGAGCGUUUGGCAAAGGCCAAGAAGCUGAAGAUUGCCAUCACUGCUGGUAUUGGAUCCGAUCACGUCGAUCUGAACGCAGCAAACAAGACCAAUGGCGGAAUCACUGUUGCCGAAGUCACUGGCUCAAACGUCGUUUCAGUCGCUGAGCACGUUGUUAUGACCAUCCUCGUCCUUGUCCGCAACUUUGUCCCCGCACACGAGCAAAUCCAAGCUGGUGAGUGGGAUGUUGCUGCCGCUGCCAAGAACGAGUUCGAUCUCGAGGGCAAGGUUGUUGGUACCGUUGCUGUUGGUCGUAUUGGUGAGCGUGUCUUGAGACGUCUCAAGCCAUUCGACUGCAAGGAGCUCCUCUACUUCGAUUACCAACCACUAAAGCCUGAGAUUGAGAAGGAGAUUGGAUGCAGACGUGUUGAGAACCUCGAGGAGAUGUUGGCACAGUGUGAUGUUGUCACUAUCAACUGCCCACUUCACGAGAAGACUCGUGGUCUCUUCAACAAGGAGUUGAUCUCCAAGAUGAAGCCAGGAUCAUGGCUCGUCAACACUGCCCGUGGUGCUAUCGUCGUCAAGGAGGACGUUGCAGAUGCUCUCAAGUCCGGCCACCUCCGCGGUUACGGAGGAGACGUUUGGUUCCCUCAGCCAGCACCAAAGGAUCACCCACUCAGAUACGCAAAGAACCCAUUCGGCGGUGGAAACGCAAUGGUUCCCCACAUGUCCGGUACCUCCCUCGAUGCUCAGAAGAGAUACGCAGAUGGCACCAAGGCUAUCCUGGAAAGCUACCUGAGCGGAAAGCACGAUUACAGACCACAGGAUUUGAUUGUAAAGGAUGGUGAUUAUGCUACCAAGGCUUAUGGUGAGCGUGCGAACAAGAAGUAAAGCGUUUGAUUGGUGCAUCUAGGCAUGGGUUUCUCCUUCAUACCUCAUCGGUAGGCUGUAUUUAGCAAGGGGCUUUUUCCUUAACGAUAUAAAAUGAAUCAAUAUUAGCAUUAUAUUACUCGGGA